AUGGCCGCCGCAAACCUCAGACAGCCGUUCGUCUGUCUGCGCCGCCUCCCAAAGACCAAACGCACAUACUCUACAGCGACAGCAUCAUCACCACUCCCACCGUCGCCUCCACCCUCUGGCGCAGCAAAAUUGUCCACUCGCCGCUUGAUCUCCCUCCACGGCCCCGAUGCGCCCAAGUUCCUCCAGGGCAUCCUGACAUAUAACGUCAACCCUGUCUCGCAUGCACCCUUCUUCGCCGCCUUCCUGACUGCCCAAGGAAAAGUGCUGCACGAUGUAUUCGUGUAUCCCACUCUGGGCUCCAAUUUCCACGCCGAAAACAACAAGAGCGAGGAUCCUGGAUAUUUGGUCGAGGUGGAUGAGCAACAAACAAGCAACCUACUCAAGCAUUUGAAACGGCAUAAAUUACGGAGUAAAUUCACCUUGAGGGUGUUGGACGCGGGCGAACUGGACAUCUGGGCAGCCUGGAGGGAAGACCAGAAGUGGACCCCACACUCCAACAUCAGCGGCGAAGGCUGCAAUAUAGAUACAGAAGGCAACAUCACAAUGGUAGACACACGCGCAACAGGACUGGGUCAAAGAAUCUUGCUACCCUCAACAACACCACUGGAAACCCAUGCUUGCAUGCAAGGACUAAGCGAUGCAGGACUCGACGCCUACACGAUACGCAGAUACAUGCGCGGCGUCCCCGAAGGCCAAGACGAAAUCCCGCGCGACGAUGUCCUACCCAUGAAUAGCAACUUUGACAUUAUGGGCGGUAUAGAUUUCAAAAAGGGCUGUUAUGUGGGGCAAGAACUUACCAUUCGCACUCAUCACACUGAGAAGAUUGUUUACGAUGCAGAGACGGCAUUUACAUCCCCAGCACGCAAUACAGAGAUCAAAAUCCAAGGCAAGAGAGGUAAACCCGGCAAAUGGAUCAAUGGCAUCGGAAAUGUUGGCUUGGCCAUGUGUAGGUUGGAAUUGAUGACUGAUUUGCAAGUCACCGGCGAGCCCAGCACUUUCAGCCCCGAGGAUAGAUUUGUCGUCAAGAGUGCUGGUGCAGAAGAAGAGGCACAAACAUUGGGUGUCAAGGCUUUCGUGCCCGAUUGGAUGAAGAGCAAGAUCAGAGCGCCAAAACUGCAGAGGAGAGUCGAGUAA
Messenger RNA from Aureobasidium uvarum, 1134 nucleotides. The record is from the annotation of a GenBank genome assembly. Lineage: Eukaryota; Fungi; Ascomycota; Dothideomycetes; Dothideales; Saccotheciaceae.